AUGUCUGAGUUCACGACAUUCCAUUCCAGUUCGAGUUCCAAUUGUGCCCCCUCUCCAAUUACGAGGCCCGAAAUGGACUUGGACUCAGUUGCUACCACUUCGACUAACAGAUCGCCAAAUGCACCACCACAGUUGACUCCAGCUGUUCCCGCUGCUGAAAGCGAUUUUGCACCAUCACAGUUGACUCCAGCUGUUCCCGCUGCUGAAAGUGAUUUUGCACCAUCACAGUUGACUCCAGCUGUUCCCGCUGCUGAAAGCGAUUUUGAGCCUAUAGACCAAAAUCAGGGUUUAACGGAAAACCCUAUUGAUGAGCCGUCGCCGCCUUCCUUCUCCUCUGAUGAGGCAAUAGCUCAGCAGGCAUUAACUGAAGAUCUCCUACAGCAGUCAUGUACCAAAAAGCAUCAAAAAGACUCUCAAUCUGCAUCUGAGUCACAAUCUAUCUUGCCCGAUUUAUCACAUGAAGAAAGCGAAAGACAAAUUAAUGCAGCUUCAAAGCAACCAGGCGGAGACAAACUGGUGAGACGUUCCAAAGCUCGAACCACAUCAAGCUCAAAACUUAAGAGGAUUUCAGUUAUAAGUAAUUUGAGCCAAUACAGUGGGAGAAUAGAAGAUGAAAAGGCAGUUACUAUGACAGUACAAAGGUCCGAUUCAACCAAGAUCAAACGCGUUUUUGAAUCUGAAAACAACUCCUAUUCUGGCAAUGAACAGGAACUGAGCUCAAAUGAGAAAGCUGUAAUUGCUAAGGAGUAUACAGGUGAGGAAUAUCUUGAGCCGCCGCUUUCUGUGACCUCGCUACAUACUGAAAAUCAAGAACAUAAGAGAGAAGGAGGAGAAGAAGAAGAAGAGGAAGAAGAAGAAGAAGAAGAGUAUGAUGAUGAAGAAGAGGACUACGAGGAAGAGGAAGAGCAGAGUUCAAUUAAUAUGGGAAAAUUACCAACUUCAAGCAAAACAGCAAAUCGUCUUACUCUUGUCAACCCUGAUAAAAGUUUCCAAACUAGUAUUGAAGGCGCCAUACCUGCCAGAUCACCACGUAGACCGCAUUCAAUUGCGGGACCAGGUAUUGGAUUCAGUAAUAGCAAGAGCAUUAGUCCAACUCUGGGCAAACGUAUUGAUCUUGCAUCGAAGAGAAGGUCGACUCAAAUCAGUGACGACUUGGAUAAGUUGAUGUAUGAUGCAUCGUCUAUCCUGUCAUUGAAUUGUGAAGUGAAAACACCUCUUGUCACUGAAGAAAAAGAAAUAGACGUAACAGGUGAUAGUGACGAAGGUGAUAUUACUAGAACUAUUGACGAGACAAUGAUUGUGCAUCAGGAUAACGCAACGACUUCUUCCACGAAUCUGCAUCCAUUGUUAUCUGAAUUGACAGAUGAAGGUAAAGGUGUGAAUAAAAGCAUUAAUGUUGAUGAAGGUAGUAAUGCCUCGUUGUCGAGUAGGACAUCUGGGUCUAGUUCCAAGUUGCCGCCACGUCCAUCUGAGGAUAAAUUGCGUCGUGCUAGACGAAUCUCUGCUACUAUUCAACAACAACAACAACAACAACAACAACAACAACUAGAAAAAGAAAAAGAACGAAUUGGUCAUAAAAGGGAGGAGACACUUCAAGGGACAUUGCGCAAUGUUGAUGCAUUAGCGAAUCCAUCAAUUGAUUUAAAUAAUGAUGACUACUAUGAUAUCGAAGAGCCCAUCCAACAUCCUUCGCGAGCCAAACCAGUCAAGAAAUCGAUAAGAAGACCCACUAGAUCAAAUACACAAAAGUCUAAAAAGAAGAGGAAAUCAACAAUUGGAACAAAUGGGGAUUUGAAACCAUUUAGUUAUAGCACAUUGAUUUCAUUACUCGAAAGCAUGAAUGGAACAAUUAUUGGUGAAGAAUUUGAUAGUUUGAAUAUCCCCAUUCGAGAAAAACAAUUAAUUGAAAAGAUUAUUGAUAGUUUGAGUCGAUUGAGUAGUGACAUGGUUUUGGAUCAGGAAAGGUACGAUACUGGAUUAAAGAGGAUGGAGAAGGCUUUGCGUGUAUUGGAAGGGUUUACAUAA
Lodderomyces oxycetoniae is the source of this 2025-nucleotide messenger RNA. RefSeq lists its product as uncharacterized. Lineage: Eukaryota; Fungi; Ascomycota; Pichiomycetes; Serinales; Debaryomycetaceae. The transcript has a single exon. The record is from RefSeq and is a predicted model, not a curated record. The coding region runs from base 1 to 2025 and encodes 674 amino acids.